UCACAUUCACUUAAGGAGCAAGGCAUCAAACCUAGUAGCACAAGCUAGUCAGGUCCAACUCACACCCACCCACAUUCAUGUAUUUAUCUAAUCUAUUUUUAAAACUACAUAAGGUCUUAGCUUCUAUAACUGUACUUGGAAGUUUGUUCCACUCAUCCACAACUCUAUUACCAAACCAGUACUUUCCUAUAUCCUUCCUGAAUCUGAAUUUUUCCAACUUGAAACCAUUGCUGCGAGUCCUGUCUUGGCUAGAUAUUUUCAGCACGAUAUUUACAUCCCCUUUAUUUAUUCCUGUCUUCCAUUUAUACACCUCAAUCAUAUCCCCCCUAAUUCUACGUCUUUCUAGAGAGUGCAGAUUCAGGGCCCUUAGUCUAUCCUCAUAGGGAAGGUUUCUGAUACAUGGGAUCAACUUUGUCAUCCUCCUUUGUACAUUUUCCUGAGUAUUUAUGUCCAUUCUGUAAUACGGUGAACAAUGUUGUGAACAUUGUGUUGUUGUGGUAAACACUUAGGUGUUGUGGUGAACAUUGUGUUGUUGUGCUGAACAUUAUGUUGUGAUGAACAUUAUGUUGUGAUGAACAUUGUGUUGUGGUGAAUAAUGUGUUGUAGUGAACAUUGUGGUGUUGUGUUGAACAUUGUGCUGUUGUGAACAAUAUGGUGUUGUGGUGAACAUUGUGGUGAACAUUGUGUUGUGUUGAAAUUUGUGGUGUGAACAUUGUGGUGUUGUAGUGAACAUUGUGGUGUUUUGGUGAACAUUGUGGUAUUGUGUUGUGGUGAACAUGGUGUGGUGAAUAUUGUGUUGUGGUGAACAUUGUGUUGUUGUGAACAUUGUGGUGUUGUGGUGAACAUUGUGUUGUUGUGAACAUUGUGUUGUUAAAGUGAACAUUGUGGUGUUGUGAACAUUGUGGUGUUGUUGUGAACAUGUGUUGUGGUGAACAUUGUAGUGCUGUGAAUAUGGUGUUGCGAACAUUGUUGUGGUGUGGCAAAUAUUGUGGUGUUAUGGUGCUGUGGUGAACAUUGUGGUAUUGUGUUCAACACUGUGGUGUUGUGGUGAACAUUGUGUUGCGGUGAACAUUGUGGUAUUGUGGUGAACAUUGUGGUAUUGUGGUGUUGUGGUGAAUAUUGUGUUGUGGUGAACAUUGUGGUGUUACUCGGGUAUCUUUACUGAGGCAACGUUUCGCCACACAGUGACUUCAUCGGUCCUAUGCAAAGAAGAAUGGUGGAUAUCAGAAGGUGUUUGAGGUAAUCAGUCCCUCAGCCUGUAGUUGAUGUAAUCAGUCAUCAAUCUUGGAAAAGAACACUCAUGUAUUUAUCCAACCUAAAUUUGAAACUACUUAAGGUUUUAGAUUCAAUAACCCAACUAGGCAGACUGCUACUAUCAUCAACUACCCUAUUUCCAAACCAAUGUUUUCCUAUAUCCUUUCUAAAUCUAAACUUAUCUAAUUUAAAACCAUUAUUUCGGGUUCUCUCUUGAAGAGAUAUCCUCAAGACAUUAUUUAUAUCCCCUUUAUUAAUAUCCCCUUUAUUAAUACCCAUCUUCCACUUAUACACUUCGAUCAGGUCUCCCCUCAUUCUUCGUCUAACAAGUGAAUGUAAUUUAAGAGUCUUCAAUCUUUCUUCAUAAGGAAAAUUUCUAAUGCUAUGUAUUAAUUUAGUCAUUCUACGCUGAAUGUUUUCUAACGAAUUUAUGUCCAUUCUGUAAUAUGGAGACCAGAAUUGAGCUGCAUAAUCUAGGUGAGGCCUUACUAAUGAUGUAUAAAGCUGCAGUAAGACCUCUGGACUUCUGUUGCUUACACUUCUUGAUAUAAAUCCCAGUAAUCUAUUUGCCUUAUUACGUACGCUUAGGCAUUGCUGUCUUGGUAUAAGGUUGCUGCUCACCAUAACCCCCAAGUCCAUGUGGCAUUCUGCACGGAUAAGUUCUACAUUAUUAAGCUGAUAGGUGUUAGGGUUAUGAAUAUUCCCGAGCUUUAGAACUUUGCAUUUAUCUACAUUGAACUGCAUCUGUCACUUUUCUGAAAACAAAUUGAGUUUGUCUAAAUCCUCCUGAAGUUCCCUGACAUCUACGUCUGAAUCAAUUAUCCUAUUUAUCUUCGUGUCAUCAGCGAUUUUACUCAUAUCACUAGUAAUUCCCUCGUCAAGGUGAUUGAUAUAUAUUAUAAAUCACAAUGGGCCUAAAACUGAUCCCUGUGGAACGCCACUUGUUACAGAUCCCCACUCAGAUUUAACUCCAUUUAUGGACACUCUCUGCUUCCUAUUAGUGAGCCAUGACUUGAUCCAUGAGAGCACUUUUCCCCCAAUGCCAUGAGCUGCCACUUUCUUCAACUGUUUCUGGUGCGGUACUCUAUCAAAAGCCUUACUAAAAUCUAAAUAAACAAUAUCGAAUUCUUUAUUGUGAUCAAAAGCUGUACUGAAGAAAGUAAAUUAGUUAGGCAGGAACGGCCCUUCGUGAAUCCAUGUUGAGUAUCAUUAAUCAAAUUAUGCUUAUUAAGAUGGCUUCUUAUAUUAUCAGCUAUAAUUGACUAGUAAUUUGCCUACAAUUGAGGUCAGACUUAUUGGGCAGUAAUUUGACAGUAACGACUUGUCCCCUGUUUUAAAAGUAGGAAUUACAUUAGCCAUCUUCCACAUAUCAGACACUACACCUGUUUGAAGAGAUAUAUUAAAAAUAUUAGUCAGUGGUUCACAGAGUUCCAUUUUUGCACUCCUUAAGAACCCUUGAAAAAACCUCAUCAGGGCCCUGGGACUUAUUUUGCUUCACUCGGUCAACUUGUUUGAUAACCAUAUCGCUUGUUACUGUGAUUUUACGUAAUUUAUCUUCUUCAGACCCACUAUAAAAAUUAACAUUUGGGAUAUUGUUAAUGUCUUCCUGUGUGACAACUGAGAGAAAAUAAUUAAAAAUCGAGCACAUUUCAUUCUCCUUGUCAGUAAGAUACUCAGAGUUAUUUUGAAGGGGAUCUAUCUUAUCUCUAACUUUUGUUCUAUAAACCUGGAAAAAACUUUCGGGUUAGGUUUCAAAUCCCCAGCAACUUUAAUUUCAUAGUCCAGUUUUGUUUUUCUUAUCCCCUUUGUAACGUCCCUCGUAAUGUCAAUAUACUGAUUCAUAAGAUGACUCUCACCUCUUUUGAUGCGCCUAUAAAUUCCUUUCGUCUGCCCUAAAAGAUAUUUGAGCCUAUUAUUCAUCCAUUUCGGGUCAUUUCUAUUUGAUCUUAUUUCUUUAUAUGAAAUAAACAUUCUAUAGACAGCAUGUAUGAUGUUUAGAAGCUGUCACAUUAAUAGCUGUCUGCGUUACCCCAGUCCACGUUGAUAGUUGUUCUCUGAGACCAUUGCAAUUUGCUAAGUUACAUCACAAUAGCAAGAACUUGGUGGUUCAUCGCUGAUACUGUUACUACUACCACCACCACCAGCACCACUACCACCACCACCACCACAACUACCACAACUACCUGAAAAUGUCAUUGAGAAAGCUGUUUUCGAGUCAUAACUUAAGCCUGGUGUUGUAGGCUCUGGAGUGUGUGUGUCUGAGUUGAGGUUGACCAUUGUGAGGAGGAUGUACCUGGUGAUCAGUGGAGAUGGAGCAGUGUGUGUGAGCAGUGUCUAGCACCACCACCACCACCACUACCCUGGUGUUCUGCCCGAGCGUGACCAUGUUGGAGACGACCACUAUGAACGACAACACCCGCGACAACACCCGCGACAGCACCCACGACAACACCCACGACAAUACCAUCCCAGCCAAGUUCGUUAUAGGCGCCAGUGACGACGAUUUUGAGGAACCAGAAGCGAAGGAGACGGUUUUGGCUACACACGUUGUUCCGCCUGACGGAGGAUGGGGUUGGGUGGUUGUGGCAGCAUCCUUCAUGUGUAAUGUAGUGGUGGAUGGAAUCAUCUUCUCGUGUGGGAUGUUGCUGCCCAGGUUCAGAGAAGAAUUUAAUGUGUCUAACUCUGAGGUGUCCUGGGUCAGCUCUCUACUGGGAGGCUUCUAUCUUAUUGUGGGUCCCUUCGUGUCGGCCCUGGCCAAUGCAUAUGGUUUCCGCACGGUGUGCAUCCUGGGGGCGGUCAUAUCCUCGGUGGCCUUCGGUAUCUCCUCCUUUGCUACAAGUAUUUACUUCCUUCAGUUUACCUUCGGUGUUAUGGGCGGUGUUGGUUUUGGACUGAUAUAUGUACCAGCUGUGAUAGCUACAGGUUUCUACUUUGAGAAGCGUCGAGCUCUGGCCACCGGUAUCGCUGUCUGUGGCUCUGGCAUCGGCACCUUUAUCUUUGCUCCCCUCAAUAACUACCUCAUUGCUACCAUGAACUGGCGGUGGACACUCAUUGUGUAUGCAGGAAUAACACUAUCAUGUGCCAUUUUUGGGUUGGCGUUCAGGCCUCUACAACCCACCACACAGUCCUCUGAUGAAGAUUCUGAGCCUCCAGGAACUCCAUUGCUUAUGAGGAUCAAGAAAGCUCGGGAUGAACAAAUGCGGCAGUGUGCGUCUGCGCUCUCCAUGGCCUCCAUGAACUCUAAGUCUCCCUCCAAGACUAACAUGGACGAUCCUCUCAAUGAUGCUGAUAUGAAGUUAAAUGGCAGUGCAGUGGCACGUGCAUUGCUGGAGCGUCAUGGCGGUGGUGGCGGCGGUGUACACAAGCGCUACAGUUUUCCUGGUAUUGUGGUCUCAGGACCAGAGCCUAUCAAGGAAGAGACCGAGAUACCACUCAUUGAGUGUGAGGGGAGGGAUGGAGGUGGCACUGAUGGAGCUGAGAGCCACAACACUCGAGUGCUGGACGACAACAAGAAUGAAACUCUCUUUAAGAACAUGAGUAACACUGACGAACACAAUAACAGCAGAGUCAGUAAUGUGAACACUUGCCCACGCAACAAGAGUGCUCCAGUUCUUGCUCAACCUCAUCUGCUAGCUGCUGAACAACUACGUCGUCCCUCACGGCUGGCACUACGCACUGAGACUGCUCGACCAUUUUACCGUGAAGAUAUAUUCUACUCUGGUUCUCUCUGUCGCCUCCCAGAAUAUCGAAGUUCAGAAUCAGUUGAUAGAUACCACCAGUCAGUGACACAUCUGCCUCCCAUGGAGGACAUAGCUGAAGAAGAAGACAGUGGACGAUGUCGCUGCUGUCCCACAGCGCUCACUAACGUCAUCACAAGAAUUUUUGAUUUCUCAUUGUUGUCUUCACCUACGUUCGUAGUGCUGAGUGUGGCAGGCUUCAUGUCCCUCAUGGCUCUCUUCGUCCCAUUCAUGUUCCUGCCAGGGUAUGCAGCACAACAAGACGUGAGUAAAGGAUCAAUUGCAACAAUGGUGUCCACCAUCGGCAUCACCAACACCAUCGGUAGAAUAGUAUGUGGUUGGGUCUCUGACCACCCUAAGGUUGAUGCUCUCUGGGUGAAUAACUUCUCUUUGAUUUUGGGCGGAGGAGCGACUGUGCUGCUGCCAUUGGUGUCCGACGAGUCCCUUCUAAUGGCUUAUUCUGUUGCCUUUGGUCUCUCUGUAGCUGCAUUUGCUUCGUUGCGUUCCAUCCUGCUGGUGGAGCUUCUUGGUCUGGAGAAACUGACAAAUGCCUUUGGUCUCCUCCUGCUGUUUCAAGGUAUUGCUGGCAUCUUUGGAAGUCCAGUUGCAGGUGCAUUUGUUGACUUGACCAGCAACUACAGCGUCAGCUUCUAUGUAUUCGGUGGAAUAUUUGCAUUGUCAGGCAUAAUAUGUACACCACUGAGAUGCAUCAAGAACUGGGAGGACAAGAAAGUCAAGAGGCUGCAGGAAUCCAAAAAUAUUGAACUGAAGGCAUAGCCAUGAGAGAGCAGUUUAUAAGAGCAAGCUGAGUGAAGUAGCUCUCCUGGAGAUAACUCACUCACUCUCACAUAGUACUGUGGUGAAGAUAAUACUUGCAUGAAGAGAAUCAAUAGAUUACUUUAGAGUACAAUUUUCUGUGAAGUAGAGUCAGCUCUCUUAUAGAGCUCCUCUAUAUAGUGCAGUUAUUCAUAAAUGUAAAUGAAGUUGUGCAUUGACAAAUAAAUGGCAUGUACUGUGAAGACAUGAAAAAUUGCACUGGUAUAUACAAGAACUUUAUAAGAGCACUGACUAUAAUUAUGUUUAGAACUUAAUGUGGAUAAGAACUUCAAUACUGAAGGUAAUUCAGUGAGGAGUCUUACUAGCAAUAAGACCAUAGAGUCUGGCCUAUAGCUGGCCAGCUCAGCCAUAAAGUCUCUCAAGCCGGCCACAGGUAAACCAGUAAAAAGUUUACAUUGUUGAGCAAGUCUGUAAAGCAUGUCCUAGACAAAGUCAAUCUGAGUUUGAAGUUAGUUAAUAAACAGAGGAAUGGUUAAGUUUGGAGCCUUGAGAAUGACUGUACUUACAUGUUGUGAAAUAUGAGAGGCAAGUAAGUGUAUAAUUGUCAUUAUUUCAUUAUCAACAAUGAAGCAAAUUUGCUGGACUAAGUGAUUUAAAAAUGCAAUUGUAAAUAACUUUCAUAAUGCAUUAUGUAAAUUGUCUGCCUGUUGUAUGCUAUAUAACUGCUAUGCAUGUAAGUAGGAUGUUUUCAGUGCUACAUAUAAUGUACAUACACUAUAAUGUAUGUACAAUAUGUAUAUGAAAUAUGAAGAUUACAGAAAAUUACUUGUACAAUGGAACCUUGACUUACGAGUGUCCCAACAUACGAGUUUUUUGAAAUACGAGCCGUCGAUCAGUCAAUUUUUUGCUCUGAGUUACGAGCCAAUAUUUGAGUUACGAGCCAGCUUCCCCCCCCCCCACUUCCCCCUCAACCCAAAACCUGGACACCUCUCUUGUUUAUCUAUGAUUUCAUGCUUUAGUUCCAUGGAAAUCAUCCUCUUUUUCUUAUCAGCACUGUCCUUUACACUUACUUUCUUAGGACCCAUGGUUAGAAAAGCAAAAUUUGGCCAAAUGACUGUCAAAAAUGUAAGCAAAGUGGGAGAGAACUGCUCCCACAGCUACGUAAACAGUGCACUGAGUUGACUUCAUUCUGAAGCUCUCAUUCUUAUAAUAAUGCAUUAAUUAUUAUUAAUUUAGGGAACUGAAGCUCUAUUGUUAUUGCAAUUAUUAUUUUAUUAUUAUUAUUAUUAUUAUUAUUAUUAUUACUUUAGAGAAGUUGAGCACAUAUCCAAUUCCCUAGAUCAAGAGGCCCUCAUCAGUGUCAAGGUUUCCUGACUGGUGAGGAUCUCUUGAUCUAGGGAAUUGGAUAUAUGCUCUAGUUCUCUAAAUUAUUAUUAAUAAUAAUAAAAAUAAAUUAUAAUAGAGCUUCAGUUCCCUAAAUUAAUAAUAAUAAUAAUUACAAUAACAAUAGAGCUUCAUUUCGCUAAAUUACGUAAUAAAAAUAAUGUACAUAAUAUGUACGUAAUAAUCAGAAUGUUGCCACUAGUUGCCAGUACAAAUGUUUACGUCAGUGUCGAAGCAGUUCUCUUCUGCAUUGCUUACAAUUUUUAGUCAUUUGUCUUUCUGUCUGCUUGUCUGUCUCAGAGUCACUCAUUAAGAGUGUAAUUGGUCUUGAAGACGCCAUAUUAAUAAUGAUAACAACACAAUAAUAAUCACUGAGGCGCAUUAAAUGUGUAUAAAACGUU
Molecule: messenger RNA, 7552 nt
Organism: Cherax quadricarinatus
Lineage: Eukaryota; Metazoa; Arthropoda; Malacostraca; Decapoda; Parastacidae
Source: RefSeq, a predicted model, not a curated record